Messenger RNA from Mangifera indica (mango), 1656 nucleotides. RefSeq names its product zinc finger protein ZAT4-like. The coding region runs from base 102 to 1211 and encodes 369 amino acids. NCBI's taxonomy places the organism in Eukaryota, Viridiplantae, Streptophyta, Magnoliopsida, Sapindales, Anacardiaceae. Gene Ontology annotation, biological process: regulation of DNA-templated transcription. The record is from RefSeq and is a predicted model, not a curated record. The transcript is spliced from 2 exons.
UCUUGGUGGAGGAAUGCUUGUCACCUACUCCCAUUGAAAGAGAAAUCCAGAGCUCACAAGCUUUGUGAGAGAGAGAGAGAGAGAGAGAGAGAGAGGGAGAGAUGGAGAAACAUGCGUGUAAACUUUGCUUGAAGAGCUUCUCAAAUGGAAGAGCUUUAGGUGGGCACAUGAGGUCUCAUAUGUUGAAUCUUCCGGUUCCUCCAAGACAACGUGAGGAAGAAGAAGAAGAACGGGCGAAUCGAGUGAGUGAUGAUACCGAGUCAACUUCAUCGUCAGACGAAGAAGAAGGAGGAGGAGGAGAAUUAGAGAAGGGUGUGUUUCAUGGUUUAAGGGAGAACCCGAAGAGAAGCAUUCGUUUGGUAGAUUCUGAGUUCUCCUUUGCUCUUGAUGCAGGGUCUGUUGUUCUUCAAGAUAGAGAAAGCGAGACUGAGUCGUCAAAGAACCCAACUCGUAGACGAUCCAAGCGGACUCGGAAGUUGGAUUAUCAGUAUCAUCAUCAUGAACGACAACAAAGACAAGAACAAGAGAUGGUAAAUAGGUUUAAAUUUAAUAAACUGAGUAAGACCGAGUCAUGGGCUGAGCCUGAACCUGUGAGUUCCAUUUCUGACACAACUACAGAAGAAGAUGUCGCUUUCUGUCUUAUGAUGCUUUCAAGAGACAAAUGGAAGAGAAAAGAGCAACAACAACAACGACGACGACAUGAAGUUCAAGAGGAGGAAGAAGAAGAAGAAGCAGAAAAGUCAAUGGAGGAAACAGAUGAAUCUGAUCAGUUCAAAUCUUCAAAACAACGAAGUCGAGGAGGAAAGUACAAGUGUGAUACAUGUAAAAAGGUAUUCAAAUCUUAUCAAGCUUUAGGUGGGCAUCGAGCAAGUCACAAGAAGAUUAAAUUUUACUCUCCGACUCAAGAACCUGAGAUAGACCAAGAAAAUGCAGGUACUUCUACUUCUGUUCCAAUGGUGGAUAGAAAGAUCCAUGAAUGUCCUGUUUGUUUCAGAGUUUUUUCAUCUGGGCAAGCUCUUGGUGGGCAUAAGAGGACUCAUGUAACUGGUUUAGUAACAACAACAACUAGUACUCCUGCUAGAAGUUCCUCAAAAUUAGGAGAAAAUCUGAUAGAUCUUAAUCUUCCUGCUCCAAUUGAUGACGAUGAUAUCAACCAAAUUGAGCUUUCCGCCGUUUCUGAUGCUGAAUUUGUGAACCACAUCAAACGAUGAAAUGCUGCUUGUUCCAUCUAAAGAUAAAUCUGGCAGUAGAGAUUAGGAGGUUCAUACAGCAUUAAUUGAUGACGGUUAUGGCCUUCAAAUUACACCCGAUUCAUAUUCAAAUUCAAUAAUACACUUCCAUUUCUAGAAUUCUUUCUUCUUAUUUCUGUUCUUCUUCUUUUAAUAAACUUUCGUACAAGUCUGAAGUGGAUCGAGAAAUUUCUUUCCGAAAAUAAAAAGGGUGUCUCAGUUUAGUGGAAAAUAACGUGUUUGGUUUGUCUUGGGUAAAAGGGAUCUAACCAUGUCAGGUUGAGUGCAUCAAAUAUGGAAGUUUCAGUCAUUUUCAUUGAAUUUGUAAUAAAUGAGUAUAUGAAUAGCUAUCUUUAUGCCUCCUUUUGCCAGUUCUAAUCGCAGUCGCAGCUCGAUUAUUGUCUAGCUGUUGAGUUUGAGUGGUUAA